This is a messenger RNA of Pecten maximus, 10740 nucleotides long. Its product is annotated as CMT1A duplicated region transcript 1 protein-like. Bases 371 to 4213 code for a protein of 1280 amino acids. Lineage: Eukaryota; Metazoa; Mollusca; Bivalvia; Pectinida; Pectinidae. Gene Ontology annotation, molecular function: protein binding. The transcript has 10 exons. The record is from RefSeq and is a predicted model, not a curated record.
CGUCAUCAUUGACAGGUAGUUGCACCGGUAUGGCUGAUAUUUACACCUCGUAAUGACUGCGUUACAAACCAAUCAUGUAAGGCGAAGGCUGCUGGCGGGACCCACCACCACACAGCUCAUCUUCACGGAACUCUAAAGGGCGAGAUGUCUGUGAGAUACAAAAUCGAUACUUGAUUGACAGGCAGUCCUAAGGUCUGAAAUGACUUGAAACUUGGCAGUAUUGCAGUAUUUGUAAAGCAGUUAAGGUGUGUUUAGUAUGUAUCUUACGCAUUUGUGCCAGUGUGAUUAUUUCUUUCACUGUCAGAUAAGAGAAAAGUGACGACUUUUAUUAGUGACUUAUCACAGAAAUUCCUGGAGUGUUAUUUAGGCCAUGGUCGAAGUUUGUCAGCAAAUUCCUCACACCAGCAUGUCGAGCCUGAGUGAUGGGGUCAUGAAGCACCCGAACAAUAAGGUGGAGCUCUUUGAGUUCAACAUCGGACAGGCAUUGCACAUGCGAUGUGUAAACACGAAAAAGGCAUGCGGACAAUGUGAAUCAUGUCAGCUAAACACAAAACUAAAAGAGGCAAAAGGAUGGUUGGAAAAAAUCGGAGACCAUUCCAAAAAACGUUUCAUGUUAGGUUUAAUGCGACGGUUUCAAAGUGUGGAUCUGUUGCAGCAGAUGGUGACGUUGUUGCAGCCGUUACUGUAUAAAGACUUUACGUAUGCUAGAAGUCGAACAGCUCCAAGUCUGGCGACAGAUUCGGCGUCUUUAAGUUCGGACCGUGCCGUCCCAUCCAAAGAUGUCGAAGCAUUUAUCUUGACGACAUGGAAUUGGUUUCAGAAGGCCAACUAUUGGUCAAAAGCAAACUAUGCAAUAUCUUUGCUACAACUUUGCGACAGCCACCUGCUCCAUAUCCUGGGGACCCAAGCGCGAACCCUCCUUGUGUCGGAAGAGAGAGCAGCUUCAUUUGCAGCAGAGGAUGACCUGUUGGAAGCAGCAUCUAUAGCAAGUACCAAUUACACAUAUCAGUCUGACGAAAGACCUGACCUUGACCUACUUAUCCGGGCAACACCCGAGUAUGGCAUCCCAAAGCAUAACCCACUCACUGGUGAAGAACUCUUCUUGGACGAUGAAAUUGAAAAUGACGACAGUGGUGAUGAAAGUUUUACCUCAAUGGACAUUCUGUCAGUUGAUCCUGCAUGUAUGGUCGUUCCGACAUCGGCCAAGGCGGCAUCAGGAGUAACUAAAUAUAAAGACUUUAUCCGAUAUCUACCUGUCCAUAUUGCUAAAUAUGUGCUGGGAUUUUUGGACAUUGCUACACUACACAAUGCGGUGUGUGUCAAUAGCUAUUGGAGCUCUCUAGUGGAGGAGGUACAUCAGGAGUUCCGAAUCAACCAGGACCUGUCGGAAGAGGUCAUGCUCAUGCAGGGUGCUGCAGCCCAAGGGGCCAACCCAGUAUAUGCCAAAGAUAUAGAUGUGCUUGUACCGAACCUCCAUCUUGGAACAAGGGAGGUAAUUACUAAUAAAGAUCAAAUCGUCAAAACCAAGUACAAGAAUGAAGUCAAUUUCGAAACGGCAUUGACGGGAAUAUCGUGUCGCAAGGUCAUCAUGGAAGAACGCAACGUUUAUUGUGGGUCAUAUAAUGUCAUGGUGCUGAAAGAUGUAGAAGACUCCCAUCGUGUUGUACACACUUGUGGAGGUAAACUGAUCGCCAUUGGGUCUAAGGACCGUAAGGUACGAUUUAUCGAGCGUGAAUCGGGAAAAGAGCAGGGACCUGUCAUCACCGGACAUGCUGGAAGUGUCCGCUGUGUCUACCUGUGUGAGUCGGAAGGCUAUGUUCUCAGCGGCAGUUACGACACAAGCAUCAGGAUGUGGAAUAUGGAGACGGGCAAGUGUAUGAGGAUAUUCCGCGGUCACCGGGAUACGAUUCUCACCGUCUUGGUGUAUGGGGAUUACUUAGUUUCUGGAGCCAAAGACAACUGCUGUAAAGUUUGGAACAUGCAAACUGGGAAGUGUCAGCGGACAUUUAAACACCGUAAACCUGUGUGGGCCGUCGCGAUGAAUGAGGAGCUGUGCAUCACUGGAUGUGAAGGUGGCAAGGUCAAGGUCUGGGACAUAAAGACUGGUGACCUUGUCAAGAUGUUGAAUGGACAUCACGACCAGGUCACUUCCAUCAAGUUUGACAAGUGGCAUAUUAUCACUGGCAGCAAAGAUGGUUACGCUUUAGUGUGGAGUGGGCAGGGCUACCUCAACCGCUGUCUCAACGCCCUCAGACACCCAAAGGCAGUCCUCUGCUUAGAGUUCAUGUACCUUCGCGUGAUCACGGGAUCAGCCGAUGGGAGACUCCGCAUCUGGAACAUGGUCAACGGACAGUGCUGCCGAAUAAUGCGGGGAAACAGUCGCAGUGAUGCAAUACAGUCCAUCAUAGCCAUUGGUAACAGGAUAACCCUGAAUACGAGUGUCAACCUACUGGUGCUUAACUUUGAGAAAGUCGAGUGGGAUUACACGCUGGAGAAUGAUAAAGUACCACCCCUGGUCCAGUACAGCUCGUACGCUGACACCCCAAUCCGGUCCCUCCCUUACCCCUACAUCCGAGCCCAGAGGAUGGUACGAGCUGGUGCCACAAACUCAAAAAUAGUUCUACAUAAUCGGCCAGAGGAGCGAAAGGAAAGAAUUUCAGAGAGUGGACGGAUUCAUCCACAAUCAUCAUUCCACGCUCCACAGUUUCCACAUAGUGCUAAGGCCCUGAGUACUCGCAGUAUGGCAAGUGCUAGACAAAUACAGAGUCAGGGCCACACUGAUGUGGGGUUGGAAAGUAUGCAUUUCCCAGCCGGCACUGAGUCCCGUCUGGCACUGUCUGAAGUGAAAACUGCUGUCUCAAGUCGAGGGAAGAGUCGGGCCUCUACCGCUCCUUCAAAGCCGCCACUGCCAAAGACACGACCUUUAACCCACAAGUCUGGGGUAUCACAAUAUAGUGUGAUGAUUGCCGACCCUAAUCCGGAUCAGUACGAUGACGACGACGAUGAUGACGAGAAUGGACCUUCAGCUUCAGGUCUCAAACGAAGAGUUUCCUGGGCAUUUGAGAAGCCACUUCUCCCAAAGUCCAAAGAUAUUUCUCUUUCAGAGACGAAAUCAUUGCUACGAUCACAGAUGCGAAUGAAGACCGAGAGUAUCGUGCCACCAGAUUUCAUAUAUCUGACAGUCAACGCCAUUCAGAAUUCCAUGCGGCCUACAGAAACAACUAGCAAUACUCAGGUAAACUUUAAACUAAGGAAUAAUAUUGCUGAUACAUUAAGAAAUAGGCCUAGUUCUUCUCCACCAAAAAUCGACCCUCGUACUAAAGUUGGUCCAGGAGAGAUAGGGAUAGAAAGGUUUAUUAUUGAGGACAAAGUGGACACAGUUUCAGAAUUCUCUGAUGUCAAAUCUGUAAAAUCUAUCAAAUCAACAAGAGCAAAGGAUGAUAUGAUGCCGGAUAGUCCGGAAAAAGAAAUAUACGCUACCCCGUGUGAUAUCAAGCCUACAAAAAUUAAAUUAAGAAAAAGUUUGCAUUCAAAAAAGACAAAAAGCACUGUGCCAAUUGGUCGAGUCAUUAGACCAAUAUCUGCUUCUGCUAAGCGACAGGAAGCAGACCCUGUAUUGAAAGCGCGUGGAAUUCGACCAGGAACGGCUCCAGCUCUAACAAAUCGUCCAGGUACGGGUGUUUCGGUGAGGUCCACUAUUGCACCCUCAUUGCCUGGUGUGACUCUCCCGCAGAAACCCAAAGGACAAUAUGGCCUCUCCAGCACAGCUAAUGAGUCCAGUAUUGUUCCAAUGCUCAUGUAUCCAGCUGACAUGAAAGAGAAAUUGUCACAGUUGAUUCAAGAAAAACGAAGUCAGAGCAAAAUUGAAGAUGUGCAAUCAGCCGGUGAUGGGGGUCAGAUUUUGGGAAAAGUUAGUGCUUACAAUGAUCCCAUGCGGAGUCAUGUAAAAUUUGAUCUCCGAACAUAUGAACAGGAAAAGGACUAUAUCAAUAGCAUAGAAAAAAUGUUCUUGGAACAAAAACUGCGAGAAGAAGAAGAGCUGGAGAAAAAACAACGUUCAGCUUGGCUUGCUCGUGCUAAAUCCAGGCCAGGUUCGCAACCACCUUCUUCAAAAGUCCGACCGGGGUCAAAUGUUAGCACUCCUAAGUCAAGACCAGGGUCCUUUUGUCCCAAUCAAGUGAAAAUCCGUCCACAUUCACAACCUCCCUGCUGAAUGAACACCAAAUUCUGUAUAUAAUAGUCUAAUAAUAUAUAAUAUCUAGAGUUAUAGUUUUUCCCAGAAUAUUAAGAAUUUAUCACUGUCCAAAUAUCAAAGCAUUAUAGUAUCUGUGAUAUUUGUUUUUUGCUACAUAACAGUUUGAUCGGGUUUUAAUUUCAUUACUGCAUGGUCUGCUUAUGAAUAUUCAUAUUAUGAUAAAUUGAUGUUCAGCUUUCAAAGAUUUACACAUAUCUGUGAUAUUUGUAGCCAUUGCUUAACACUUCAAAUAGAAAUCCACUCGCCAAGUAUAUAGUCUGAGAAAAAUGAAAAAUAUUUUGUUUGCCAUUAUCGUACACGUUUAUGCAUGGUUCAUGGUUUUGUUCAUUAAAUAAUCAUCUGUAAUUCAUUUGAACAUUUCUGCAUGGUGUGUGUUAUAUGCUAGUGUGCUUCACAGGGAAACAGUGCUAUUCUAUACUGGUAACCAGGGGUAAAAUGGGUAAAAACCAUGAAUGUGUGAUUUUCUGGCAGUAGAAUUUUAGAAUGAUUGAACGGUGCUAGGAAUUAGAAUAGUUCAGUUUCACUGUGUAUGCUAUGUGUACCAUGAUAAAACCGGGAGCACUUGACAGGUAAGAUAUAUAUCUUAAUGAUGUGAAAGAAUUAUCUUCAAAAUAUGAUGAAUAGAAUCUUGAACUCCAUGUUGUAAAAUAUGGAAUUAUUUGAAUCAAUUAAGCGAUGUUUGAAUGAUGCAAUAAUAAAUCACAGAUGAAGGAGGUUUGAUUUUAGUUUUGUAUGUAUUUUGUUAAAUUAUUGAGCUAAUUCAACUUAUUUACAAAGAGUUCAAGAUUCUGUUUCUCGUAGUUUUAAUGAGCAUGUGUGUGUUGAAAGUAUAUAAAACUGAUGCACUUGAUAAAAAUUCUGGUGUUGGGUACCAUAGUGCUUGUGUUAACAGUCCCCCAUACAUCACUCAUGCUACUACAUCUGUUUCGAAAGUUUAAACUUAUAAGUUAUGAAUUAUCUCCCUUUAAUUGUAUAUAAGUUUUGAAUUAUCUUCCUUUGUUGAAUUUUAAAUGGUGCUUUAUCAGAUAAGUAGAUUUUCUUUUUAGAAUUGCAAUAUGAAAGAUAUUUAAACAUCUAUAUCAUUUAUGAAAAAAUUACAGAAUCACUAUCACAUUAUAGAGAAAUUUAGUUUAUUAUGGCAUCACUAGAAUUUUAAAGUUUGGGUAUCAUUUUGAUCAAAAUGUGAAUGGAAAAUAUUGAAUACCUUUCUUCAUAGAAUUAGUUUUUACCAUGACAACCUGCUGUUUGACUUUCAGGUUAACAGGCUUAACAGAUUUAGAUGAUGGGUGCUGUUAGGAGAUUGUUUUGUAAUAAAAUAGGUGAGCAUGCAAUGCUAGUCCAACCAAAAGCUUUGGUCUGGAUUGUGUGAGCUUUGAGUUGAAACGUGUCGCCACCAUUUUAUGUGCUGUACCAUUCAUUUUCAUUAUAUGUCAAACCGUUUAGUUGCCAACACUGGAUACCAUUGAAUCAUUGUUUUCUCAUUACUAAAAGUGCCUUAUAUUAAAUUUUGUUUUCAACAGCCGCCAAGUUUUCAUAAUUUUACAAUUUAUGUUUUUGCUUUUUUAGGUAAAUUUUAUAUUUGUUUGACCUGUAUUCGUACAUAAUAAAAGUGUUUGUUUAUAGACUUUUGUAUGUUUUCCAAUAUACAUGUAUAUGUUCAUAAUCUGUGUUUGUCAAACUUGUCAAAUAUUAAUUAGUUUUUGUAAAAAUGUUUUGUAUGAACGCUUCUAAAAGCUUGUUUUUUAUGUUGUUUUUUUUCAAAUUUUUAUACAGUGAUUUCCUUUCAAUUUUUGUUUCCUUGAAUGUAAUAUGUUUAAUUGCUUUUUUUGCCUCUAAGGCAAGAAUUCUUAUCCAUUUCAGUUUUUCCAUGAUUUUUAAACAACAAAGCUUUAUCAUAUUUCUGUAAAAAAACAAACAAAAAUGACAUAAUAUAUAUCUAUUGUGAACACUUCCUUACCUGUCUAUAGAGACUGUCCAAGGAAGACACCAAAUGGUCUCUAUAGACAGGUUGUCAUUAUAGGCAGGUUAGAAAAAAAAAAAUUAUCUUGUGUUUUCUAAACACUCAUGAGAUGUUUUAAUCUGAUUACUUUAAUUGUUGAAGAACUGCAUCAAAUAUUAACUUAGGAGAAAUUCUAAAGAAUGCCAAAUUUAAAUGUUGAUUAUCGGUACAUGUCUGUUUUUUUGGAUACAAGUAUUUUUUUUUUUUUUGAUACAUGUAUUUUGUGAAUUUGUACUGUAUCCCUCUAAAUAUAUUCUAGUAACCAAUUGAGGGAGUAUUGACAACCAGUAAUCUAAUAUCUGAUCGAAACCUUUUAGCACUAAGUGUAAACAAGUUUUUAAAGUGUUAGCGAUUAAAAAGGCUGUACAGUGUGAUCAAUUUCUAAAAAAAUCUAUUGUUACAUUUUUUUCACGAUUUGAGGUGAACAUGAUAUGGCCAAUGUCAGGCAAGGCUGAUCUGACAAAUUAGACUUGGGAUGCUAUUGUUGUAAUAUAUCAUGGAGGCUAUAGAAAUUUGGGGAAGGAAAUAGAUAAAUCAAAAUUUCUGAAUAAUUGUGGUGAUAUCCAUUAAACAAUCAAAUACAAUCAGACUGGAAAAGAAAAAAAGAAAAAGAAAAAAAUCAUCAAAUUAAGUCAAAUUUUUAAUACCAGGUAAUUAGUUAAAUAAAUUUUAGUUAAUUUAAAGACAUUAUAGCAGUAUAAUUAUAAUAUUUUGAAGAAAAAUAUCCAUUUGUAAAUUCAAAUGAGAAUAAUAUUGUUUCAGAAUUGGCCUAUUCCUGAAAGUACAUUUAUACCUACAAAUACACUGAGAAAAUUGACAGCCACAAUAUAAUUUGAGUGGAUACAGUACUUAUCUGUAGAUAUUGUUUUGUACUAGAUUUGUGAUUCAGUCUUAUUGUGUAAGUAUUUGUUUCACAUGUUUACUGUAUGUAUCUUGUGUAAGUCUUAGUCCUCGUCAGAAUUUGGUUUGAUAGACUGAAUUAUAUGUACUGUUUUAUUUCAUCCAUUUUGAUGUUGUUGUUGCUGUAUGUCAGUGUUUAAUUGUUAAAAUAUUUCAAAUCUCUUGAAAAUUAGUACAUAAUAAAGUUCUAUUUACUUUUUAAAAAAAUGUAUCUUGAAAUUAUUGUUUCAAGUUUUCAAGAUUUUUUAAUGAUUCAGAAUUCACAGUUUUCUUAAUAUUUGUCAGAUAUCUAAAACAGCUUGAUACAAAAGAAUUAUCUUGCUUUGUUAAUUGUUCGUCAUGAUUUGUUUAAACCUGCUAUUUUCGUUAUAACAUACAUGUCAUAUAUGCUUUUAAUCCCGAGCCUCUGUUUGAUGAUACCGUAUUUAUCCUCAAUUAAGCCCCCUCUCCUAGUGUACUAGUUAGUAUUAAAAUUUGGAAAGGGCUUAUUUAUGAACCUCUUUUAGUGUGAUAUAUAAAAAAAUUGAUGAUUCAUCAAAAAUGAAGUAGGAGGCUUAUUUGUAGGUAGGGGCUUAUUUGAGGAUAAUUAUGGUAAUAAAUUUAUACCUGAUACAUCUAGAGGUGUUCUGGUCAUUGUAGUUAAACAAUUGAAUAUAUUGGUUUGCUGUUUACUUAACAGAUUUAGACAUACCGUAUAUAAAACUAUAUUUAUUUAUUUCAUAUAGAAAUUGGUGUGUUACAUGUUGAAGUUAGAUAUUUCAGAGAGAAAAAGAAUUUUAGAACAAUGAUUUAAUUAUUAUUUUGUUCCUGAGAUAAGUCAUAUUUUAAUUGUUUAUAAGGAAAUAUUAAAUCUUUUCCAGUUUGUCUUGUGAUAUUUAUUUUCAGGGUUAUUUGCUCAAAAACAAUAAUAACAGUAUUGUCUUGUAUAAAGUUCAAUUAUUAUUAUCUGGUACCUGAAAAGAAAUAGAAAGUGCAAUGCUUGUUAUUCUACAAAAGCAGACCAAAUUGUACAGAUCCAUUUUAUGCAAUAAUGUUAGGUAAUGUACAUGUGCUAAGUGUUAAAUUGCUGUUUAUUUUCAGUAGAUGCGAUGAGUCAACAGUUUAGGGAAUUUAAUGGUUAACACAAAAAUUAUGAACCAAUACCCAUCAUGUUAAAUUUUUAAUUUGAUUUUGUGUAGUUUUCAAGAUGACAAUUUAACAUCAUAGAAAAAGAAUUUUUGUUAGAUUUGAUUUCAGUAUAAAGUAUAUGCUAUGUUCUCACUGGAGUCAAAAUAAAGAUGGUUAGAGGAAACUUUAGUCAGAAUGUUUGAUGGUUAAGUGAGAGUUUAUUAACAACUUUUUGCAUAUUUUAAGUACAGAAUUAAAAACAAAAUGAAUAAAUAAACAAUUAAAUAAAUCAUUGCAACAUCUUAAACAUUUGGUCAUAUAUAGAUUACCAUAGGGAUGUAUAAUUUGGAAAGAAAAGAAUUCUUUUGAUGGUACUUUGAGGGCAUCAGAUGAGUAUACCAUAUUUAUUCUCAAAUAAGCCCCCUCCCCUAGUGUAAUAAGUUUAGUACCAUAUUAUUCUCAAUAAAGCCCCCUUCUCCUAGUGUGAAAGUUAAGCAUACAAGUUUGGAAGAGGACUUGUUUGUUAAAUACUUUAGUUUAUUAGUCUAAAAUUGGUGAUUCUGCAAAAAUGAUGAAGAGGGCUUAUUUGUGGACAGGGGCUUAUUUCUAGAUAAAUUUAGGCGUACACAUCACCAGUAUAAGUCACAGUACUACAUAUUGAAGUGUAGGUUCUAGUCAAAGUGUAAAACUUCAGUAUAGAUUUAUAUUAUUCUCUGAAUAUUCAGUUACAAACAGUUUGUUUGUGGGUUACUGUCUCCUUAAAGGUUUGUUGAUACACUUUAAUAUUCUUUAUAUCCGAAAUAUUACAAGGUAUGUUUAUACUUGACAAUUUGUCAUAUUGGCAUAAAAUUUUCAAUAUUUUUUUCCUGUGUAUUUUUCAGAGAGUGUCAACUGCCUGCAUAGAGCUCCUUUCAAUACAAAAUCAAAGUGUAUACAAACCAUUUAGAAUAUUUGUGCUUCUGAAAAUUAAUGGAAUUUUGUCAUAAUAGGUAGUUUUGUAUAGUGAAGAAUGAAAACCUGUUUGUUUUCUUAUUUACAUUUUGCCUUACAAGUCAAACACCAGAAAAAAAGAUUACAACUUUUAUUUUGUUGUUUAAGAAAUUGUGAUAUCAUAUUUAUCCUCCAAUAAGCCUCCUGUAAAAUUUUAGUAUGAUAGUUUAGGUUGGGCUUAUUGUUAUUCUGUAAAAAAAGAAUAAGGGGGGCUUAUUUGUAGGCAAGGGCUUAUUCAUGGAUAAUAGCAUGUUUUCUUACUUUCACUAGAAUUAAUCUCCAUUUACCAGUAAAACUGUUAAAACUGUCUACAUGUAGUUAACACAAAUGUCCGAGUGUCCAAUAAUUGUGUAUUGAUUGUGUUAUAAGAAUGUGAUUUUUAUAAUAUGUGUACGACAAUAGUAUUUUGAUAUAGCAACUUUGAUUAAAUAUUAAUUUACAUGUAUUGCUAAUUAUAAUUAGUUUGACUACCAGAAAGUAUUUUGAUUAUUGCUAGAAUCAAGAGAUGUCAGUACGUCUCGACUAGAAUCGAUCAGAUAGUAUAUCAUAUAAACUUGUGUUUUUUCAUAUUCCUUUUUAUCAUUACAAGUUUAUUUUUCAAAUAUGUAGAGGUAAUAUAAUAAAUUCUGGCCUAAAUCAUCACUUGCUACUUGUCACACACAAGGCCUAAUUUGCACAUAAUAUGGGCCUAUUUUUCAUAUGUGCGUAAUUGGCCCAAUUUUCUCAGAAUUUGUUGGCCCAUGUCAGUGAUUUCAUAUGUUAAGGAAGAUAAUCCCUGCACUCUAUUCUAUCUCUAAUGAAGAAGAGUUCUAAUUGCUUUCCUACUUGUAGUUGCUUUCCCACUUACUAUAAUAGCAAAGACAAAAGACAUACAUUCAUUGUAUAUUUGAUUAUUUUUCACACACAAAAAACCCAACAUUGUGGCUCCAAAGCAUGGAUUCAUUUCCAGUUCUAAAAAUAAAAGAAAAAAUGUAGGAAGAUACAGCAUAUACUUCACCCAUUAAGUUCUUGGCAACAAAAUUUACUGGAAAUUAUUUCAAAUGGUUUAGCCCAGAACCUAUGACUGGUUCCUGUGACUAAAGGGGAGACAACUUACAUGUAACAGUAAAAUAGUGUACAAAAGCUGUAUACAGUAGAAAAGUGUUACUGUUUUAACUUAUUCAAAUUGUUAGGCCUUGCAUUCCAUUCACUGGUCCAAUUUGAUGUGGCCAACUGUUUUCAUAAUUACAUCCUAUUUUUUUUUUCCUAAGCUGUCUUUUAAAUGUUAUGCUGAGUUUUGAGCAUGGCCUCAAAGUGUGGUUUUAUGGAUUGGCCAUCUCUCUCACCUAUAGAUAGAUUAUGUAAAAAAAAAAUACUUAAAGUAUUCUGUAUUGUCUUUAGGGAUAAGGGAAGAAUUGUGUAUCACUGUAUCUUAAUUUUAUAAACAACAGAUAUUUAUGAAUUUCCCUAUUAGAUAUAUUUUCAAUACUAUUAAAUUGUUUCAAUUGAG